Molecule: messenger RNA, 1893 nt
Organism: Nymphaea colorata (pocket water lily)
Lineage: Eukaryota; Viridiplantae; Streptophyta; Magnoliopsida; Nymphaeales; Nymphaeaceae
Product: V-type proton ATPase subunit H
Exons: 12
Coding region: 302-1657 (451 amino acids)
Biological process (GO): proton transmembrane transport
Cellular component (GO): vacuolar proton-transporting V-type ATPase, V1 domain
Molecular function (GO): heme binding; proton-transporting ATPase activity, rotational mechanism
Source: RefSeq, a predicted model, not a curated record
UGCGCGCACCGCACCUUUCAUUUCUCACUCUCGUUUUCUUUCUCCUCUCCGAUUCAUUGCGUGUGUGUCUCUCUCUCUCUCAUAUUCUUGGUGUCUCCUUUCCAACCGAGGGUUGCCUCACCUCACCCUCUUUGGCCAGAUCCGACGUCCGGCAGCCUCGAGCGGUCUCUGUCCACCGGCAGUCGACUUCCAAAACACAAGCGAUAUCAAUAAAAUUGGCGUUCUGGAGUUCUGAUUUUAGAAGCCAACAUUAUAACGACAUAGUGGUGAUUUUUCUCUUAAUCAGUUGUUCCCGAUUGUCAUGGAUUAUGCGGAGUUGACGACAGAACAGGUUCUCAAGAGGGACAUUCCAUGGGAGACUUACAUGACAACGAAGCUGAUCACUGGGACCUGCCUGCAGCUACUCCGUCGUUACGACAAAAGAUCUGAAAGCUAUCGUGCACAGUUACUGGAUGAUGAUGGCCCAGCAUAUGUCCGUGUCUUCGUAAACAUUCUGCGGGAUAUAUCCAAGGUUGAGACCGUUGAAUAUAUUAUUGCUCUUAUUGAUGAGAUGCUCACAGCGAACCCAAAGCGAGCUAGGCUAUUCCAUGAUGCAUCUCUUGCAAAUGAAGAUCCUUAUGGACCUUUCAUAAGAUUGCUUUGGGAAGGUAAUUGGUUCAUGCAGGAAAGAAGCUGCAAAAUAUUGGCUUUAAUUGUGAGUGCUCGUCCAAGAACUGAUGGUAGUGUUCCAAACGGAGAAGCCUGCAAGACAAAAAGGACAUCUGCUUCCAUUGAUGAUGUCAUAAAGAGCUUAGUAGAAUGGCUUUGUGCUCAGUUGAAGAAUCCCUCACAUCCUAGUCGUGGUGUGCCCAUUGCAGUUAGCUGUUUGGCAACACUGUUAAAAGAGUCAUGGGUGAGAUCCUUGUUUGUUAAAUCUGAUGGUGUAAAGCUUCUCACUCCAUUGAUCACCCCCGCAUCCACCCAACAGUCUAUCCAGCUUCUAUAUGAAACAUGUCUCUGUGUUUGGCUCCUGUCAUACUAUGAUGCAGCAGUAGAUUUCCUAGCUACCACAAGGGCAGUGCCACGGUUAGUAGAGGUAGUCAAAAGCUCCACCAAAGAGAAGGUUGUAAGGGUUGUUAUAUUCACCCUCAAGAAUUUGCUGCCAAAUGGAACAUUUGGGGCUCAGAUGGUUGAUCUUGGGUUGCCACAAAUAGUUCAGAGUUUAAAGACACAAGCUUGGAGUGAUGAGGAUCUUUUAGAUGUUCUAGAUCAAUUAGAAGAAGGGCUAAAGGACAAUAUCAAGCAGUUAAGUUCCUUUGACAAGUAUAAGCAGGAGGUCCUUCUUGGUCAUCUGGAUUGGUCCCCUAUGCACAAAGAUCCUGUCUUCUGGCGUGAAAAUAUCACAAACUUUGAGGAGAAUAACUUUCAGAUACUGCGCGUGCUGGUUACAAUACUUGAUACAUCUUCAGAUCCAAGAGCUCUUGCUGUUGCAUGUCAUGAUAUAUCACAGUUUAUCCAGCACCAUCCAGCUGGCAGAGGGAUUGUGAAUGAUCUAAAAGCAAAACAGCGGGUCAUGAAGCUCAUGAAUCAUGAAAGCUCAGAGGUAAGCAAGAAUGCGCUGCUUUGCGCGCAGAGACUUUUCCUUGGUGCAAAGUAUGCAAGCUUUAUGCAAGCAUAGGCUGUUCCCGCGGUAAGCUUCUGGUGAAGAGUUCCUUUUCAGCGUCUUUUUGUUAAACUCCCUUCUCUGCCUGUUGUGUCGGAACCAAUAAAUUAUGUAGAGUUGUUAUAACGACUCGGAAUUUAAUGGAAGAAAAAAUAAAGCUAGAUGAGUUUAAUAUUUUUCUCGAAGAACUACUGUGCCAAUCAUAUUGUAAAACUAUUGUUGUAAUAGAAGUGGAAAUCAUGUUUACCCAA